AUGAUGCACCCUUUGAUUCUUCCCCUUUGGGGGAUUCUGCUGGGAGUUUCCCAGGCUGCGACGCCGUAUGUGAUGGACUGGUCGUCCCAGGCCUACGGGCCUGACGGCCCAUGGCAGGCCGUGUCCAUCCAGGUGGGCAGCGACAAACAGACCGUCGCUCUCUAUCCUGGAGCCAACUAUGCCAGCACCAUCUUGAUGGACACUAUCUGCACGAACAAAACGCUCUCGUCCACCUGUUACGCCGCCCAGGCAGGCACCUUCAACCAGAACGAGUCCACCACUGCGUACACCACCACCCCCAGCUCGUGGGAGACGGUCUACUGGGGGGUGCAAGGUGGAGCCAUUGAAGCCGUGCUCGGCGACGAGGUCAGUCUGGGCUCGGCUGUCGUUCCCAAUGUCAGUUUCGAGGCCAUCUACCAGACCUACCAGACCUAUCCCAAUGGCAAAUCCUAUCCCGUCUCGGUCGGCAGUCUCGCCAUAGGGGCCCCGUACUUGAGCGAUCAAAUCUCCAACUCCACUACCCUCAACAUGCUGGCAGGAUGGCUCUACUCGAAUAGCGACAUUCCGUCCUACUCAUAUGGGAUGCAUAUUGGUUCGGUGAAUCCCGCUAUUGCAGGCUCGCUGGUCUUGGGGGGCUAUGAUAAGAGCCGGGUGAUGGGGGACGUGAGUGCCCAGGCCGUCAGUGUGAAUUCCGCAUCGAGUGGGAUCCUGGAACUCGAAUUGAAGGAUAUCGGGAUCGGCGUUGCUGCGGGUCCCUCCCCUUUUAGCUUCUACAACGAGAGUGGCUUGUUUCUGCAAAGCAGUGGGGUCGUGCUGGCCAAGACGGUCCAGAUCGACGCGACAAAGCCCUACAUGUAUCUGCCCCAGUCGACGUGCGAUGCCAUCACCUCUACGCUUCCGAUCUCCUUCAACUCUAGCCUGGGACUGUACUUCUGGGAUACGACCAGCAGCGACUACUUGAAUAUCACCUCGUCGGCUGCCUAUCUCUCCUUUACAUUCAACAACAAUGGCGUCAACAAUCAGAACUUCACCAUCAAGGUUCCCUUUUCCCAGCUGAACCUGACGCUGCAGGAACCGCUGGUCGACCAGAACACGACUUACUUUCCCUGCUUUCUCUCCGACUCCACCCCGGUGUUUGGUCGGGCUUUUCUCCAGUCGGCAUUUGUUGGGGUCAACUGGUUCAAGGGAAAUAACACGGGGACUUGGUUCCUCGCACAAGCGCCUGGGCCUAAUCAUGCCAGUGCCGAUAUCACCACCAUCAAUGUUAACGAUGGAACGAUUUCCGGAUCCAACAAUACUUGGGAGCAGAGCUGGGCCAAGUACUGGAAUAUCGAAGUCUCUAGCAACUCGACCAGCUCUCACGGUGGCUUGUCGUCUGGAGCCAAGGUGGGCAUCGGCGUUGGUGUGGGGGUGGGUGGAGCGAUUGUCAUUGCGGCAGGAGUCUGGGGGGCGAUUCUUCUCCGUCGCCGUCGCGGUCAAGCUGCUGCAACCGAACGACAGACGGUGUACCGCGGUGAACCGGCGAAAGAAUUGGAUACCAAGAGACAUACCCAACCGCAUGAGAUGAUGGCGUCGCAAGAAGUGCAGCGCUAUGAGCUAGAUUAG
Molecule: messenger RNA, 1605 nt
Organism: Aspergillus sclerotioniger CBS 115572
Lineage: Eukaryota; Fungi; Ascomycota; Eurotiomycetes; Eurotiales; Aspergillaceae
Product: acid protease
Exons: 2
Coding region: 1-1605 (534 amino acids)
Source: RefSeq, a predicted model, not a curated record